Osmerus eperlanus (European smelt) is the source of this 1702-nucleotide messenger RNA. RefSeq names its product cation channel sperm-associated protein 1-like. NCBI's taxonomy places the organism in Eukaryota, Metazoa, Chordata, Actinopteri, Osmeriformes, Osmeridae. Gene Ontology annotation, cellular component: CatSper complex; membrane. Gene Ontology annotation, biological process: flagellated sperm motility; calcium ion transport; transmembrane transport. The record is from RefSeq and is a predicted model, not a curated record. Gene Ontology annotation, molecular function: voltage-gated calcium channel activity; calcium-activated cation channel activity. The transcript is spliced from 13 exons. Bases 285 to 1598 code for a protein of 437 amino acids.
AAUUCAACAAUUAACAGCUAUAUUAUGACGUGGUCGUUGAUUACGUUCAAUUAGCAUUCUGGAACAUGACUUCGUAGGCCUAUGUUACCGGCGAUGCUAAUUUUCAAAUCUAUCUACAACUAUAUCCACGUUUUAUUGGGCCUAAGUUUAAUCAUUUGUAUGCGCCUAUAGGCUACAUGCAAUUGUCCGUCUAACAUGCCGCGGCCUUUCUCGGUGUAGUUAUAUAGGCCUAGUGGUCCUCGCAGUUGUAUGACAACGUAACUACUUUCAAGUCUGCGUGCAAGAUGGAAGACCCAACAACAUCCCAAGAAUGCACGCCGAGCGUGCCCUCUGAAACAGGUCAAGAUGACAAGCCGUCAAGUGGAGCCAGGGGCAGAUCCACGAAACGAGUGUUUACCGAUCUUGAGAUGCCGGAUGGCGAUGUGUUAAAGAAGCUUAUUGAAAUAGACCGGGAUCGUAAGCUGCGGACUAUGCGCCAGUCCAGUAGCUACUGGCGGUACUUGCUGGGCACGCUUCUAACGUGGCUGAGGAAGCUGUUCCGCAUCAUCAGCACCUUUACGCUGCACCCAUUCUUUGACCAGUUCAUCAUGUUCGUGGUGGUGAUCAACACUGGUACGCUGGUGGCACUGACGUUUGAGAGUGUGAACGUGAGGGGAGGAUGGUUCUUUUCUGCCCUGGAUGCUGCUUUCCUGGCUAUUUACCUGAUGGAGUGGCUUUUGAAAACUCUAGUCUUGGGUCGUGUCUACUACAAAAGCGUACCCAACGACCUGGAUGUUUUCAUCGUUGUCCUGAGCCUGAUUGACUUCAUGCUGCCUCUGAUCGAGGCAACGGGGAGCGUCGGUGGAGGAGGGCAGGUCUCAACCGCGUUCCGUGUUCUGAAGAUGUUCAAAGGCGCCCGGGCCAUCCGAGUGUUCCGGGUGCUGCGCACCCUCCGCUUCCUCCACAACCUCCAGUCCAUUGUGAACACCUGCCUGCAGUCCUUCCAGUCCAUGGGCGCCAUCAUCCUCCUCAUGUUCACCUUCCUUUUCAUGUUCGCUGUCAUUUUCCGCGAGAUGUUCUACAAGUCGGACCCCGAGCGCUUCGGGACCAUGUUCCGUACGAUCUUCACUCUCUUCCAGCUGCUCACUCUGGACGACUGGGCCUUCAUCUACUCCACCAGCAAGGACAACGGUGCACCUCACAUCAUCAUCUUUCUGGUGUUGUACAUAGUAGUGGAAUACUUCACUUUCCUCAACCUCUUCAUUGCCGUCCUGGUUGACAACUUCCAGCAGACAAUCAAGAAACGGAUGGCGGCAAAGAUCCAGAUGUUCCAGGACACUUUUGAGAGCGAGAUGCAGGAGAUCAGGAAAAUAGCAGUUCAUACCUCGGAGCCGCAGAGCGAUCUUCAGUUCUACCAGGAGACUUUAAAUUGCACAUACAGUGACAACAAGUACGGACAGAGGGAGAAGGAGUUUAUGAUCAUGUACCUGAGUCUGCUGGCAGCCAUAGACCAGCAGCAGCACACCUUCCGCUCUCAGACCAGCACCCUGGAGCGCAUCAUCGACACUUUCUUUGAGGCAACAGAGGAAGAUCUGCAUGGCAAUGAAUCUUCUUUCUAAUGAUUGGCUGAUUAUACCUACCAGUUACUCCAAUCACAGACAGUGGUGGGAUCCAUUCAGUUUUUUUUUUAAAUUGCUAAUAAAAAAACUAAACUUGAAAGCUU